UUUUCUGACCAGUCCUGAGAACAGAACCAAGAGGCUGAAGAAGGAAGCAGAGAAAUGCCAAGAAAUGCAGAAGAGGGGGGACAGGGUGAGCGGCCCCUGGGUGAGGGGUUCCAGCUGCAGCAAGAGAGUCACCCAGAGGGACGGGGCCAUGUGGCUGCCAUCGGCUUUGCUGCUGCUCUCUGUCCCAGGCUUCUCAUCUCUGAGUGGCCCCAGCACUGUGACAGGCACCGAGGGGGGAUCCCUGAGCGUGCAGUGCCGGUAUGAGGAGAAAUACAAGGCAUUUACCAAAUACUGGUGCCGACAACCAUGCUUGCUACUUUGGAACCAGAUGGUGGAGACCAGAGGGUCUGAGGGAGAGGUGCGGAGUGGCCGUGUGUCCAUCGUGGACCAUUCUGCAGACUUCACCUUCACAGUGACCUUGGAGAACCUCACUACAGAUGAUGCAGGGAAAUACAGAUGUGGGAUCGCGACAAUACUGCGAGAAGAAGGACUCAAUGGCUUCCUGCCCGACCUCUUUUUCCAGGUUCAAGUGUUUGUUUCCCCCAGGUCCCUGCCUGACCGCGUCCACUUCCUGCUCCUCAUAUUCCUGAAGGUGCCCCUGCUUCUGAUUAUGCUCAGUGCCGUCCUCUGGGUGAACAGGCCUCAGUGGGCAAUUUGUGGGAAACACAGUCAGCCUGAUGACGACGGCCUACAGCCCUCCUUGCCCAUCGAUAUCCUGUCCAGAGACAUCACUGUUCAGACUACAGAAGGAGGAACUUCUGCCCCCAAACUUUAUUUCUCUUCUCACUUUAUUGCCAAAAACUUGUAAGCAAAGCAAAACGAAACAAAACAAAACAAAACAAAAAACCUUGAAAACAUGUAAUGAAAUAUAUCACACAUACAAAAAUGUGUGUAUAAUGUAGAUGUGCCUGGUGGUUGGCUGGGCAGCACGCGGGAAACAUUCCACAGGACCCCUAACUUGCCAGCAGAAAUUGGUGCCAGGCACACACUAGUUGGUCAAGGGAUCCCAAAGUGAGGGCCCGCUUUUGGGUGACCUCGCCCUGCUGAGAACCCUCAAGGCAGCCUCUCAACUCAACAUUCCUUCCUUUCUUCACUCGCUCACCAAAUAUUCACCAAGAGCCUAUAUAGCGAAGACUUAUUUCUAGAUUAUGGGGAUAGAGCAAUCAACAAAACACGAGCUUUGUGUUCUAACAGUUGGUUUCAGAAAAUAAAGAAAUAAAUAAUACUGGUUUGUAAUAAGUGUCAUGGAGAAGAAAGGGUAAGAGUUCAGAGGAUGGGGUGACAGGGGACAGGGACAGCCUCUUGGGUAAGAGCCUUAGGCAGGUGAGGGAGGGAAAGUGGAAGGGCUGAGCAAAAGCAAAGCUCAGGGCAGGUGAGCACUGUGACUGAGGCCAGUGGGGCAGGAAGCUGGGGAGUCAGGGCAAGCUUUGGGGGGGGGGGUGGGCUGCAUCUUCUGAGAGAUGGGGAGCCACUGAAGGAUUUCAGCAGAGGAGGCUCCAGGAUCAGAUGUGAAGAUGCCAAGGCAUUCACUUGAGGAUUGGUUCCUAAAUGAUCUCUGGCCUCUGAGAAAUCACCAAAAACAACCCCAAUCUGAGCUGGGUUCCUGGGAGUGUUGAUGGCAGGAGAAGGGGUGGGGCUUAGGGUAAAGAAGCUCUUUCUGAAAGCCAGGUCCUGCCCCGGGGCAACCCUCUAUCUCCUCUCAGUAUCACCCACCUAACCCCCAAAGUCAGCUGUUGAGCUGAGAGGCUAGGGGUGAGUAUAUCCAGAUAUCCAAGUCUAGCCCAAAUGUGGGUUAUUAGGUCCAAGGGAUCUUUGAUCAGAGAGACUUGGGGGGGCAGAAAGGAGAGACCUGGGGCCUCGUCUUGAGGAGGCAGCUCACCGUCUGUCACCAUGUUCCCCGCAGGCCCCUGUUUAGCAGUGUCCACUUUCUGGAGUUCCUGGUCUUUCUGCAAGUGCCUCCACUCCUGACCGUGCUCAGUGCUGUCCUCAGGGUAUCCUCCCCCUUUGUGGGGACCCCAACUAAGGGAUGCUUCAGUCCUUCAUGCCUUUUGAUAUGCUGCCCAGACAUAUAGCCCUUCAGAUUAGAGAAGAAGAUAAGAUAUAUUACAUCUUAUUUAUCCAUUUUUCUGUUGAUGGCUUUGGGUUGUUGCCCAUUUGGGGCUUUUCCACAGCCAGUGCCACUGUGAACAUUUUUAUACAGGUCACCUAAUAUAUACGUGAAAUAAGUUCACUAAGGUAGAUGCCUAGGGAUGGAAUUGCUGGGUUUUAGGGUUUGUGCAUGCUCAACCACACUAGAUAAUGCCAAAUGAUUUUUCCAACCCCAUUAACUGCCCCAGUUAAUGCUCCCAUCAGCAAUGGCUGAGAACCCCCAUUGCUCUGCCUCUGUGUGACUACUUGGUUGGUCAGACCUUUUAGUUUUGGGGUUUUGCCAUUUUGAAAUAGUUUUCAUUUCACAAUUUACGGGAUGGCCAGACUGUGCAGCCAAGGUCAAAAGGCAGGUAAGCGUGACCCAGGAAAGAGGUCAGUGCAAGAUUCGAGGUCACUGGGAACAGACAACAGGCACACCAGGCUCAAGGGGAGCAGGGUUUACUUACAGCACAAGGAGAGAGAGAGGGAGCCAGGCUGUGCAUCUGUUCCUACGGCUGGUGCGUCCACUCUACAGCCAGCAUGGGCAGUGUGGUCGCAUGCACCCCAGUUGUCUUGCACAAGAAUCCAGACUCCUUCCCAGUGAGGUCUGAAAUAUAGGAAACUGGGGUGCUCCUGAGGGUCACUGACUCUAGCACUCAAGCAGAACAAAGUAGCAUUCAGUGAACCUGAAAGGGAUUCCCGCAAAAGCCAAUAAACCCAGCACAGUCCGUGUGGGAUCCUAUCUCCCGGUGAGGAUGUGUUCCAGGCACAUUCUUUGUGGGCAAGAAGAAGUCAGGGAGGAGGCUGCCAUGCCCAACCUUCUUGUGGUUUUAAUUUAAGUUUCUCUGGCUGCCAUCAUGUUGAGAACCUUUUCACUUUCUAUUGCAUUUCCCCUUCUGUUCAAGUUUUGCCUACCGUUCUUACGUUAGCUCUCUUUUCCUUACUGGAUUAUAGGACUUGCUGGAAUCAUACUCUUGUUUGGUAAAAUUUUAUCAAUUAUACAUUUUUCAUAUGUGCUCACAUAA
Felis catus (domestic cat) is the source of this 3152-nucleotide messenger RNA. RefSeq names its product protein CD300H. Gene Ontology annotation, molecular function: transmembrane signaling receptor activity. The coding region runs from base 65 to 808 and encodes 247 amino acids. Lineage: Eukaryota; Metazoa; Chordata; Mammalia; Carnivora; Felidae. The record is from RefSeq and is a predicted model, not a curated record. Gene Ontology annotation, cellular component: plasma membrane. The transcript is spliced from 3 exons.